This is a messenger RNA of Leopardus geoffroyi (Geoffroy's cat), 1600 nucleotides long. It is a transcript of the gene DNMT3L, whose product is annotated as DNA methyltransferase 3 like. Bases 86 to 1270 code for a protein of 394 amino acids. Lineage: Eukaryota; Metazoa; Chordata; Mammalia; Carnivora; Felidae. The transcript has 12 exons. Gene Ontology annotation, biological process: negative regulation of transcription by RNA polymerase II. Gene Ontology annotation, molecular function: DNA (cytosine-5-)-methyltransferase activity, acting on CpG substrates; enzyme activator activity; DNA binding. Gene Ontology annotation, cellular component: nucleus. The record is from RefSeq and is a predicted model, not a curated record.
AGCUGGGGCCGGGGGCUCCCAGGCAGCAGCCGACAGGCCAUUUUCCCCCUCUGUUUGUACGCGUCCCGUUUGCCCAUGGGUCUCCAUGGCGGUGGCCCCAGUCCUGGAGCCAGAGGCAGAGCAUCACACGGACAUCAUCCUGCUGGGCUCCAGUGAGCCUUCAGAGCUGUCAUCCCCCGCUUCCCCAGGGCCCAGCAGAGAGCUCAUUGCAUAUGAAGUCAAGGUCAACGAGAGGAACAUCGAAGACAUCUGCAUCUGCUGUGGAAGUUUCCAGGUGCACACGCAGCACCCUUUGUUUGAGGGAGGGAUGUGCGCUCCGUGCAAGGACAAGUUCCUGGGCCGCCUGUUCCUGUAUGACGAUGACGGGUACCAGUCCUACUGCUCUGUCUGCUGCUCCGGGGACACGCUGCUCAUCUGUGAGAACCCCGACUGUACCCGGUGCUACUGCUUCGAGUGCAUGGACACCCUGGUGGGCCCCGGGACCUCGGGGAGAGUCCAGGCCGUGAGCAACUGGGUGUGCUUCCUGUGCCUGCCCUUUCCCCGCAGCGGCCUCCUGCGGCGUCGCAAGAAGUGGCGGGGCUGGCUGAAGGCCUUCUGCGACGGCGAGUCGGAAAACACGCUGGAGACCUACAAAACGGUGCCCGUGUGGAAGAGGGAGCCGGUCCGGGUGCUGUCCCUGUUUGGGGACAUCAGGAACGAACUAACGAGUUUGGGCUUCUUGGAACCUGGUUCUGACCCAGGAAGGCUGAAACACUUAGAUGACGCCACCGAUGUAGUGAGGAGGGACGUGGAAGGAUGGGGCCCGUUCGACCUCGUGUACGGCUCCACGCCCCCCGUCGGCCACGCCUGUGACCAUCCUCCGGUGUGGUACCUGCUCCAGUUCCACCGCGUCCUGCAGUACGCGAGGCCCCGGCCGGCCCGCCAGCAGCCCUUCUUCUGGAUGUUCGUGGACAAUCUGGUGCUGACCCAGGAGGACCGGACCGUAGCCACUCGCUUCCUGGAGGCCGACCCCGUGACCAUCCAGGACAUCUGUGGCAGAACCAUCCAGAACGUGAACGCCGUGCACGUGUGGAGCAACAUCCCGGCCGUGAGAAGGUGCUCCCGGCGCCAUUCCGCCCUAGUUUCCCAAGAGGCAUUGUCCUCGCUGGCUCAGGACAGGCGGAGAAUGAAGCUCCCCGCCCAAGGGCCAGCCAAGCUGGUGAAGAAUUGUUUUCUCCCCCUGAGAGAAUAUUUUAAGUGUUUUUCAACAGGGCUCACUUCCUCUUUAUAAAUGAUUCAUUUUACCAUGAAAAAAAAAAAAGUCUUCCUAGAACCCGGCAACUUUCCUUGCAUUGUUUCUUUUUUUUCUCUCUUCAAACUAUUAUUCUAUUUGGCUGACUUUGGAUUUCCCAAGGUGGCCUCAGACAGAGGCACCUCCUGCUCUGUGCGGUGAUGCAGGGCCCGGCCCGGCCCCGCCCUUUCUCAUGGGGGCGACAUUCUCAGCCUCUAACCUUGGACAAGACCCUGACGUUAUGAAGCAUAUUUGUUGCUGAAAACGUCUGUGUGUGCCGGUUGAGACGUUACAAAUAUAUUCAUUGUGGUUGUUACUGGUCAUAUUCUG